Messenger RNA from Salarias fasciatus (jewelled blenny), 6765 nucleotides. It is a transcript of the gene sema3h, whose product is annotated as sema domain, immunoglobulin domain (Ig), short basic domain, secreted, (semaphorin) 3H. Bases 1 to 2316 code for a protein of 771 amino acids. The transcript is spliced from 18 exons. NCBI's taxonomy places the organism in Eukaryota, Metazoa, Chordata, Actinopteri, Blenniiformes, Blenniidae. Gene Ontology annotation, biological process: negative chemotaxis; motor neuron axon guidance; positive regulation of cell migration. Gene Ontology annotation, cellular component: axon; glutamatergic synapse; plasma membrane. The record is from RefSeq and is a predicted model, not a curated record. Gene Ontology annotation, molecular function: neuropilin binding; chemorepellent activity; semaphorin receptor binding.
AUGCACUGGCUGCUGACGCUGACGGCGGUCCUGCUGGCCCAUCUCGGGGUCUCGCUGACGGGGGCAUGGAGAGCAUCGCAGCCAAGACUGCAGUUCAGCCACUCCGAGCUGAUCCAGAACGGCCGGCUGCUGACGCUGCCCCUCGUGGCCGGAGACCUCCACUCCUUACUGCCCGAUGAGGACCGGAGGCGUCUCUACGUGGCCAUGAAGGACAACCUCCUGUCCACCAGUCUGGACGACAUCACGCAGAACCCGCGCAAGCUGUACUGGCCAGCCAGUCCGGACCGUGUCCAGGAAUGUCUCAUGGCUGGAAAGGACCCAGAGAUGGAGUGUGCAAACUUCCUGCGAGUGCUGCAGCCUUUCAAUCAGACUCACCUGUAUGUGUGUGGAACCGGAGCCUUCAACCCUCGCUGUGCAUUCAUAGCGACCAGUGUUUUCCAUCAGUCAGAGUACCAGACUUUCUCCUACAGCCAGACGGAGUGUGGGAAGGGGAAAUGCCCCUACGAUCCGCUCCAGAGGACAGCUUCUGCUGUUGUUGAUGGAGAGCUGUACGCAGGCAUCACCUCAGACUUCAUGAGCAGGGACUCUGCGUUUUUCCGUAGUCUUGGCAGCCGUCACGUCAUACGAACCGAGCAGUAUGACUCCACUUGGAUGCAGGAUGCCCAGUUUGUGCGGGUAGCGCCGCUGUCUGAAACUGAUAACCCAGAAGACGAUAAGGUCUACGUGUUCUUCACCGAGCGCGCGCAGGAGGCAGAAGGGGCUGCUGGGAAGGUGCUCUACUCCAGAGUGGCACGAGUUUGCAAGAAUGACAUCGGCGGCCAGCGGAGUUUAGUCAAUAAGUGGAGCACGUUCCAGAAGGCCCGCAUGGUGUGUUCUGUCCCGGGACCAGACGGCCUGCAGACGCACUUCGACCAGCUGCAGGACAUCUUUAUUCUCCAUGGGAAAGACAAGAAGAACCCUCUCAUCUACGGCCUGUUUACCACUUCAAGUGACAUCCUGAACGGUUCAGCCGUGUGCGUUUACCGAAUGGAGGAUGUGGUUCGGGCUUUCAAAGGGAACUUCCUUCACAAGGAGGGGCCUCAGUAUAAGUGGGCAGAGUUUACGGGCAAGGUGCCCUAUCCUCGCCCAGGGACGUGUCCCAGCAGCACAUACGGAAGCUACAGCUCCACCCGAGAGUAUCCGGACGACGUCAUUUUCUUCAGCAGGACUCACCCGCUGCUGCAGGAAAAUGUGCUGCCUCUGGGAGAGCGGCCGCUCCUGGUCAGAGUGGGCGUUCACUACAAGUUCAGCAAACUGUUGGUGGACAGGGUGGAGGCCGUGGACGGCACCUACGACGUCCUCUUCAUCGGCACAGACUCCGGACUGGUGCUGAAGGCCGUCCAUCUGCCCCGAGAGCACGGCCAGAGCCAGGAGGUCACUCUGGAGCAGCUUCAGGUCUUUCAGCACAAAUCACCCGUGACAGCCAUGACGCUCUCGAAGAAAAAGCAGUGGUUGUUUGUGGGCUCCAGGGAGGGCGUGUCCCAGCUGGCCCUGUACCAGUGUGAGCUGUACGGUCAGGCCUGCGCCGAGUGCUGCCUGGCCAGAGACCCCUACUGCACCUGGGACGGGCACGCCUGCAGCCCCUACAUGCCCACCGUGCGCAGGAGGAACGCUCGUCAUUUAGGGGAGGACGAGGAUCCACUAACGCAGUGUGUCAGGCAGGGAGCCGGGCUGCAGGUGGAGGCCGAGCAGAGGGUGAUGAUGGUGGCAGAAGGUAACAGCACCUACCUGGAGUGUCUGCCGCGCUCCAGACACGCUGCCGUCACCUGGUACAAACAGGCCGGAGAGAACAGUCCCGAACUCAACCAGGUGGUCACAGGUGACCAGCUGGUGGUGAUCGAGCGGGGCGUCCUGAUUCGCCGGGCCGAGCUGUCGCACGGCGGCGUGUACCACUGCCAGGUGGAGGAGCACGGCUACCACUGGACCGCGGUCACCGUCCGCCUGGCCGUCUGGAGCCCGUCCACCAACCGCCUCCUGGCCUCCUGGUCCGGCUCGGCCUAUCAGAACGCGGGGAGCCAGCCCUGGUACGACGACGUGAUGGCGCUCAUCCACCCCGCCAACCUGGGCCAGCACUGCAAGGCUCUCGGGUACCGCCCCCCACGCAACCACCGUCGCCAUGGCGACUUCCUGGUGGAGCUACACAAGGAGAAAGAGAGGGGGGAGAAGCACAAGCACGGGGGAGGCAGAGGAGGAGGAGGAGGAGGAGGCGGAGGAGGAAGAGCAGCGGGGAGGAAGAGCAGGAGCAAGCCGCAGCAGAGGGCGCCGCGAAGCGCCUGAACGCACCGCGGAACCGGAGGGCAGAUUUUCACAGACUUCAACACAAAACAUACACAUGCACACACACUUAACUUAUACACUGACACACACACAGACAUACACACACACACACACUGUAUGUACAGAGACUUCAUGCGCAUGCACUUAUCUACAAACAAAAAAAAGGCGUCCUUUCAUGAAAGUAAGAAACUUUGAAGCUACACUGAAGUACGUACAGGAGGACUGCAGAGACUGAAUCUCCAGGACAAAGGACUUUGUGAAUAAUAAUAAUAUUAAUAAUAAUAAUAAAGAAAAAAAAACAGCAGAAGAAGAAUAGCGUAGGUUGUAUCGCAUGUUGAAUGAAGGAUGAUCGGCUCAGUCUGACCGACUCUGUCGUGACGGGGACUUUUCAGUGGAUGUUUCGGAUCUGGAGCCUGUACAGACAAAAGGAUACUGGUCUCGUUCCGACCGUCGAGAUCCAAAAUCACCGAACUCUUCUGAAAUGAUUGCUGCAUGCGAGGAGCGUGCUGGUGACUUUGAAUGUUUCUGCCCAUUAAUUAGACGUCACAUGUGUUCUCCAAAUUCUCCAAAAGAGAACAGAUGUUUCCAGAUUGGUUUCAAACCUCCCAGGAAAAAAAAAAAAGAAAAGAGGUUUCCAUUCGGUGCAGUACGCUGCUAAGUUCAUCAGGCACGAAUUCUGGAGAGUCCUUGGCUUUACUGUCAAAGUUAUUGUAGGUGUGUAAAGAAAUUUCCUAAGUUUUUCAAGGACUCCCUCCCUCAGAUGUGUCAGCUGCUCAGAAACAUUUAAAUGACGAGCUUUGUUGUUUCAAAGUGAGAAAUGAGAGUCCAAAAAAAGCUCAAGUGUGUGUGUAAAACAUCAGAUGUUCCAAGGUCUUUGAACACAUCGGCAGGUAGUGGCCGUCCAACUACAACAAAAGCAUGAAUAAUCCAUGUGAGGGGGGUAUUUUUUAUUUUUUAUUUCCAGUUGAAAGCUUUGGAUAAUUAUCAGUACUGAUUCAUAAUUAAAGGGCUGAUCCAUUCAAAACCACAUUGCUAUCUUAGCGAGUAAUGUUGCCAGUCAGCAGAGGCUUUACGAGUGUAUUAAGAUUGUGAGUAGCUGUAUAUAGCGCUGAUGGGUUCUAACUUUAGAUCUUUAAGGCAUCAAACAGCCCUGCACACCUCCAGUGAGCCCGCCGCCGCUCUUUUCACAGAGGUGGAGUCUGACCGCAGAGGGAAAGGCACCGCAGCAGCUUUGAUGAGGUUACGGAUCAACUUUCCCAGGACUCUGUGCUGCAGCACUGCACACCCACACACACACACACACACACACAAAGUGCUGGAGGUGUUUCCAUUGUGUUCUCACAGUUUGGUCGGGUGAUAUCAGCUGGUUGGAGUUUGGCGACAGAAGCCUUUUUAAUGUCAGUGUCGGAACAAAGUGAACAAUGGAAGGUGAAUUUCUUUGCUAGAAGAAGAGCAAUAUUUCCUCUCCGAUGUGUGAAAGGAAAGAAAAGCUUCAUGACAUUCACAAUUCACUGUCUAUUGAUUAAUAUGAUCAAAAUGGAAACGGACAUCCAUAUGUUUUAUAAACGCCAACAAACACAGCAACUAGUGUACAGGCUUGUUUAUUUUCCCAGUCAAAAUUUGCUGCAGAUUGAAUUAAAACAUGUAUUUCAUGUUUGCUUAAUGUAAAUUAUAUCAGAUCUGUUAAAUUAUGAUCCGUAUGUUAUAUCCUGAGAUGCAAAAUAUUCAUGGCUCAAGUCCAGCUGAGAUUAGCUGUGCAUGUGUGGAUUUUUUUGCGUUCCAAAAGCAUAUAUUUGAGGCUAAUUGGUGGCUCUAAAUUGACCAGACUGAGGUGUACUGGGAGUCCGCUGGGAUCGACUCCAGCGCCCCGAAACCCCGAGCUGGAUAAAACAGGUUUGAAAAUGCAUCAUAAAGUUCCAGUACUGACUCAGCAGCGCAGUUCAUGUCUGCAAGAAGUCAUGAUUCCUGAGUUAUGAGGCAUUUAAAAUGAAAUAAUUCCUUACCUAUUUAAGCGCAUAUUGCCCAUGUAUGACAAAAUCUAUUAAAAAAAAAAACCUAGCCAUAAACCACAAUACAGUAAAUAUGUGGUUUUGGGAUUUUCAGAGUCGAAGACGACAAAUACUUUUCGGAAAAGUCAAGGAUCAAGAAUGAAUUAUUGAAUGAAAAGAGUAAUGUCAGUAUUUUCAACCAGCAAAGAAGUCCCAUAUAUCAUAAAAUAAAGAAGUAAAACUUUGCACAAAGUUGUUGACUAAGUAAACUCAAGCAAACACCCAAAACAACAUUUUCAUAAGGUACGAAAACAUGACGCAUCUGAACUACCAGGCAUCAGAGUUUUUUCCCUCUGACGUUGGAAAUGAUGAUAAACUCAGCACACUGAACUGUGUAAAAUAUAAAAAUGCAAUAAAAAGGUUUUCCAGCAUCGUUGGACAUGGAAGCACGAUUCAUGGAGGACUGAGACUCUGUACAGAACCUGCAUGUUUCUCCGGCUACGGGCCUUCAGUAACGCGCCGCUGCUCCAGCAGCUCCAGCUGGUAAUGACAUCUGACUGUAAAUUACCGAGCAACUCCAGCGUAUAAUAAAGAAGCCUUUCUUGUGCAAAGCUGGACCUGGAGAAAGCGCUAAAUGGGACCGGCGUCAGGCGGCCGGUGGGAUUCCAGCGACUUCAGUGACUUCACAGGGCAGUAAAUCCUGAUUUGUUCCCAACGUUGACGCUGCUUCCUCCGCAUCUAUGUGACUGUUCUCAGCGGUAUUUAUUAUUUUCAUCUGGAGAUGGACUGUUGGAUUCAUGGAACAGUGUUUGACAUGAGUUUGUUGGUUUUUGUGCUGCUUCUGUUGCUCUUGCCCAUUUCCACUUGUUGAAAUGUUUUCUAUUAUGACUGCUGGAGAAUCACACAUCCCUUCAUUUUUGCAUGUUGAAAUAAGGCAGCAGGAUCUGAAAAGUAAGUCGUUUCAGAGCCGUGGAUCCAAACCAACAGAGUCACACACAUCUGUUUGUUCACAGAUCAAACUGCAUUACAGACAACAGUAUUCAGUUAAACGCUCAUGAGAAUUGAAUUUAGAAGCCGAGACGGAACUAAAACUUUAUUUCAUUUUCUGUGAUUCAUCUGAAACGUUGCAUUUACAUGCAUUAUUAAGUCCAAAGAUGCUUUUAUUUAUUUUAGUGCCUGUUUCAUGGCUGGCUUCACAUUUUUCUUUGUGCGUGUGUGCUUCUGUGGUGCUCGCGUUGUGUUUGACAUUACUGGGAUCAGAGUGGGAAUAGCUCAAGCAUGAGGUCAGAGGUUAUGUCAGUAAAUCAGCCAUAAGCAGAACUCAAUUAAAAAAAACAACAGAGAAUUUUUUGAUGUUUAAAACAAAUAUCUCAAUUAAAUAAAAUAAAGCAGCCUGGAGAAAAUGACUGUGAGCUUGACGUCUUGGCUUCUUGGACCACAUGAAGGUCGCCGCUUGCCCUAAGCAGCUUCUGAACAUGUGUUUGAGAAGAAAAGCAGUUUAUGAAGGAGUGUGUGACUCUUGAGUUUGGUGAAGCUGUUUAAGUGUCAGACACUUCCUUUUUUUUUUUUUUUUUUUUGAGAAAUAUCAGACUUGGGUGAGAGUGAAGCAGAAACCAGCAUCCAGUGUGUUCUCUUUAUCAGCCACAUUAGCCGGGGGGAAACAGUCUGGACUGUCACUGAAGCUGCUGACUGCUUUUGUUAUUGCUGUAUUGUUGGUGACAUAUCUUCUGUUUUGAUUUUUUUUGCAAAUUCUCUUGAUUUCUGUGCACAUUUUAAAGGCUCCAUUAUUUACAUUAUCCUGGUUUAAAAAACAGCCAGUUUUGUCUGCAGCGCUGCUGGUUUUGUAUCUGUGUCUUAAUGCAUUGAUUUUAACAUCUGUUUGUUCAAAUGUAAGAUUUGCACUUUGACCCUGAUCCAAUAUCAGAAACCUGGUUUGUCUCAUGGUUUAGCAAAGAUGCAGGUUUUUGAAAACGAGUUAAUUAGAUUUUUGAUCGGUCAGGGUCAAAGGUAAACCAACCUCAGGAUGUCACCUUUGGCAUUAAGAUCAGAUCAUGACGGGUCACUGAGGGCCUACAAAUAAUCUUUGAUGUGUUAAAAAUGUGGCAAAAUCCAAACCAAUUUCUUUGUAGACAUAAUUUUUUAAUGCUAGCUCUUCUUUCUUUCUUUUUUUUUUUUUGUAAACUGAACAUGUUAAUAUUUUCACAGUAUUUAUUGCGUACCAUUUUUUCAAUUACUAGAUCUAGGGGCAUUUAGGAUAAAUAGCUCUCCCUAGCUGUAACACAAUGUUUGUUAUCCAAGAAGAAAUCACCCUCUUGUCAGUUUCUAAAUUAUCUGUGACGUAUUUAAAGCUGCCACCGGGACCCAGUUUAACCUGUAGAUUAGAAGCAGGCAAAAAAAAAAAAAAAAUGGAAUAUAGUGUUAAACCACAGAGAUACUUAGAGAUUACAAACUGAAAAUUCCC